Messenger RNA from Penicilliopsis zonata CBS 506.65, 1507 nucleotides. RefSeq lists its product as hypothetical. Gene Ontology annotation, biological process: zinc ion transport; transmembrane transport. Gene Ontology annotation, cellular component: membrane. NCBI's taxonomy places the organism in Eukaryota, Fungi, Ascomycota, Eurotiomycetes, Eurotiales, Aspergillaceae. The record is from RefSeq and is a predicted model, not a curated record. The transcript is spliced from 3 exons. Bases 274 to 1485 code for a protein of 403 amino acids. Gene Ontology annotation, molecular function: metal ion transmembrane transporter activity.
CUUAACGUUACGACUCACUGACAGAGACCGAGAGAAACCCUUGCGGAGCGCAACCUGUCCAUCCACGCCUCGCGCGAUCGACUCUCUCCAUCUAUUUCUGCACGGAGAGUCAUUCUUCGACGUCCUUGAUUGGCCGCUACGCCGGAUCAGCAAGCCAUUGGCCGUCGCUCUGGGGGAAAAUACCGCGCGACUCCUGCCAUCUGUUGCUAUCGGUUCAACUUGAAAUCAUGAUCGAGACCUUAUAGAGCGAGUUCGAGUGCUAGACGAAGUAUCAUGGAGGGCCUUCUCACACUGCUCAUAUUGAGCGUUGUGAUGACAAUUACGUCUUUUGUCGUCGGCUCAUUACCACUUGCGUUUGCGCUAUCUUCUUCUCAAUUGAGAUUUAUAUCCUCCAUUGGAAUGGGGGUAUUAGUUGGCACGUCAUUAAUAGUGAUCAUUCCAGAGGGCGUGGAGACUCUUUACAGCGCGAGUUCGAUCAAGGCCCGCAAGGACAUCAGUGCUCGGGACACCCCCAUUCACUGGGAAUACCAACAAGUGCCGGUGAUCAAGUCGGAUCGUAUCGUGGACGAUCAGGAUGACAAGUUCCCGCAAGUGUCUUCCUUUGCAAUCCCGUCUCCAUCACCGGUCAUGUCAGAGGAAGAAGGGACGCUAUAUGUCCGAAGUUCCACACACCAGUCGCCUAACCUAAGAGCACGAAAGGACGACACAUCAUCAGGGGAAAACAAAGAUGAAGAGGACCAUGAUGAGCAGGAGGAGUCCUCGCCUCAUGCGUGGAUCGGCGUCGCUCUGAUCAGCGGGUUCGUUCUAAUGUAUCUGAUCGAUAAACUUCCCGAGUUCGCGUCUCCGGCAAAGCAGCAGAGACCUCCAUAUCAUAUUUCGCUGGACAACCUAGGAUCUGGAUUACGCCGGGGAUCGGCAUCCUCUCGCGACGGAAGCCUACUCGACCGAAAUGGUAACAACAAGCGCAACCACAGCUUUGCGACAACUACGGGACUGGUGAUUCAUGCUGCGGCGGAUGGCAUCGCGCUGGGAGCAUCCAGCUCAGACACUGGUCUGAGCUUCAUCAUCUUUUUAGCGAUCAUGGUCCACAAGGCUCCUGCGUCUUUCGGACUGACGUCCGUUCUGCUCAAACAAGGGCUUUCCAGCCGGGCAGCGAGAGCGCACCUGUUGGUCUUCAGCCUAGCAGCCCCGGUGGGCGCGUUGGCAACUUUUCUCUUCGUGCAAGCCGUGGGCUCAGGGAUCAGCGGCGACGAGGCAAGCAGUAGAUGGCGGACCGGCAUGCUUCUCCUAUUUUCUGCCGGAACCUUUCUCUACGUCGCCAUGCACACCAUGCAGGAAAACGGCUCUUCCCGCGACUCCCAGUCCAACGGCUAUGGUGAUCCGCGCGACUCGACAUCCAAACCGGAUAAGUCCAUGAGAGACCUGAUCGCCUCCGUGGCCGGCAUGAUCUUACCCUUGUUCCUUCAAAUCGGCCACGCUCACUGAGCAGUCCCCCCCCCCCUGCUUC